This is a messenger RNA of Drosophila willistoni, 748 nucleotides long. RefSeq names its product putative oligosaccharyltransferase complex subunit CG9662. Lineage: Eukaryota; Metazoa; Arthropoda; Insecta; Diptera; Drosophilidae. The transcript is spliced from 2 exons. Gene Ontology annotation, cellular component: oligosaccharyltransferase complex. The record is from RefSeq and is a predicted model, not a curated record. The coding region runs from base 119 to 568 and encodes 149 amino acids.
AGGGUCACACUAUUUUGCACGUCAACAAAUACGCCUACGCCGGCAUUUCGAAGGAAUAACAAUAAAAGUGAAUUAUCUAUUUGUUGUAAACAAUUAAACACUAAAAUCUAGCCUUACCAUGAUUGAGACCCUUUAUGGCCUGCCAUUUCACAUACUUGUGCCGCCCAAUAUCAAAGUUCGACGAUUUAGUAUUCCCACUCCCUCGCCCAUGGCCGUGUUUAGUGUGAUUUUGCUUUCCUAUUUUCUGGUCACUGGCGGCAUAAUCUACGAUGUGAUUGUGGAACCGCCCAGUGUGGGAGCCACUGUGGACGAACAUGGACACUCUCGACCGGUGGCCUUUAUGCCAUAUCGUGUAAAUGGACAGUACAUCAUGGAGGGAUUAGCCAGCAGCUUUCUCUUCACCAUCGGUGGCCUGGGUUUCAUCAUUAUGGAUCAGACCCAUGCUCCGGGUAAAACAAAUCUAAAUCGCCUGCUUCUUACCGCCAUGGGAUUCAUUUUCAUAUUGGUAUCCUUCUUCACCACUUGGCUGUUCAUGAGAAUGAAGCUCCCCAGCUAUUUGCAGCCAUAGCAAAUCUAUUAAUGGCAAUACAUGUAUUAAUUUCUAUCCGAACUUUGUAAUCUCUCUUAUUAGUAUUCCGUAUUCAAAGUGUAACAGAAAAGCACACAAACAAAACGUUAAAUUAAACUGCCUAGCAAACUGAACGAAGGUUAAAUAAAGAAAGACACUAAGUUAAGAAAGUUCAAUGAA